Molecule: messenger RNA, 1359 nt
Organism: Aspergillus tanneri
Lineage: Eukaryota; Fungi; Ascomycota; Eurotiomycetes; Eurotiales; Aspergillaceae
Gene: COQ1
Product: trans-hexaprenyltranstransferase
Exons: 2
Coding region: 1-1359 (452 amino acids)
Biological process (GO): ubiquinone biosynthetic process; isoprenoid biosynthetic process
Cellular component (GO): transferase complex
Molecular function (GO): prenyltransferase activity
Source: RefSeq, a predicted model, not a curated record
AUGAAAGCUCGAGCCAUUCCGGCCUCCGGGCUGGUCUUUUCACCACGAGUUUCACCUUCGACAUUAAUGUGUUGGCAGUGUUUUCGCAAUGAUCUUUUUUUGAGCCAAAUACACAGCUUCCAGACACGGAAGUACCAUCCCACGAGACGGAAGUCCGCCUCGCCGUUUGGUGCGGCAGUCUCCGCUGCACAAACACUCUUUAAAGGCUUACCGAAGGCGCCGCCGGGGAUCUCAGUAGAUCCAUUGAGGAUUGUAGGAAAGGAGUUGAAAUUUCUGACCAAGAAUAUUCGCCAAUUGCUCGGUUCAGGACAUCCAACUUUAGACAAGGUGGCAAAGUAUUAUACCAGGAGUGAGGGUAAACAUAUGCGCCCAAUGCUGGUGUUGCUCAUGUCCCAGGCGACUGCAUUGACCCCUCGAAACGGCCGAGCGAGCGCGACGUCUUCUACCCCCGUGAAUGAUUCUAUUAGUUCGCCAUCCGUGCUUGUUGAUACGAAUCCUGACCUUAAUCCGCUCACGUCGUCCUCUCCCGAAGCUCAAUACAAUUUCGUUGGCGAUGAGAAUAUCCUGCCCUCUCAGCGACGACUUGCAGAAAUCACCGAACUGAUUCACACCGCCUCCCUGCUGCACGACGAUGUCAUUGAUAACGCUAUCACUCGCCGGUCUUCCAGCUCCGCAAACCUCCAAUUCGGAAACAAGAUGGCGGUGUUGGCGGGAGACUUCCUGCUAGGCAGAGCCUCUGUUGCCCUGGCACGUCUAAGGGAUCCAGAGGUCACGGAGCUGCUAGCUACUGUUAUUGCCAAUCUCGUUGAAGGAGAGUUCAUGCAAUUGAAGAAUACGGCUGCGGACGAGAAGAACCCGGUUUUCACAGACGAGACCAUCUCGUACUACUUGCAGAAAACCUACUUGAAGACUGGGAGCUUGAUCAGCAAGUCGUGCCGUGCAGCAGCCCUGCUUGGUGAUAGUGUACCUGAGGUGGUCGAGGCAGCAUAUUCCUAUGGACGGAACCUGGGACUAGCGUUUCAGCUUGUGGAUGACAUGCUGGAUUACACGAUUACCGAUGCUGAGUUGGGAAAACCUGCCGGGGCGGAUUUACAACUGGGUCUUGCUACUGCGCCUCUCUUAUUUGCUUGGAAAGAAAACCCUGAAUUGGGCCCGAUGGUUGGCCGGAAAUUUAGCCGAGAGGGCGACGUACAAAGGGCUCGCGAUUUUGUCUAUCAAAGUGAUGGGGCUGGGAAAACUCGUGCCCUGGCCCAAGAGUAUGCUGACAAGGCCGCUGCUGCAAUCAGCAGCUUUCCUGAAAGCGAAGCGAAAGCCGGCCUUAUUCAAAUGUGCGAGAAGACGAUGAACCGAAGAAAAUAA